CAGAGGCGAAUACCUUGGUCUGUGCCCUCAGGAGGAUGGUAAAAAGCAGAAUGGUAGAGCAGGCCAAGUGCCCUGAGUCUUGGUAGGAAAAAGGAAAGUUCCAGGCUGGUGAUGUGGUCAGGUUCUUUUAUAGAGCUGGCAUUUAUUUGAGUUGGCCCUUGAAGGUUGGAAAACGUUGUGACAGGUGCGAGAGGCGGAGGCAGACAGUGCCGCCAGACUCCCAGCCAAGAGCAGAGGGCAUCGUGGAGCCAGGAUGAAUUCGCAGCUCCGUCUUCCCUCGCGGCCUCUAGUUUUCCUGAGGAACGGCAUGGACUCUCUGAAGACCUUGUAACUCAAUGUGCUCAUCUGACUGCAGCCAUGAGCAGCAAUGAGUGCUUCAAGUGCGGACGGUCUGGCCACUGGGCCCGGGAGUGCCCCACUGGUGGAGGCCGCGGUCGUGGGAUGAGAAGCCGUGGCAGAGGUGGUUUUACCUCGGAUAGAGGCUUCCAGUUUGUCGCCUCGUCUCUCCCAGACAUCUGCUACCGCUGUGGCGAGUCUGGCCACCUUGCCAAGGACUGCGACCUUCAGGAGGAUGCCUGCUAUAACUGCGGCCGAGGCGGCCACAUCGCCAAGGACUGCAAGGAGCCCAAGCGGGAGCGGGAGCAGUGCUGCUACAACUGCGGCAAGCCCGGCCACCUGGCUCGCGACUGCGACCAUGCCGACGAGCAGAAGUGCUACUCCUGCGGCGAGUUCGGGCACAUCCAGAAGGACUGCACCAAGGUCAAGUGCUACAGGUGUGGCGAAACUGGUCACGUAGCCAUCAACUGCAGCAAGACGAGUGAAGUCAACUGUUACCGCUGUGGCGAGUCAGGGCACCUUGCGCGGGAGUGCACGAUCGAGGCCACAGCUUAAUCGCUCUCCUUUGUCGCCCCUCCUUUUCUGAUUGAUGGUUGUAUUAUUUUCUCUGAAUCCUCUUCACUGGCCAAAGGUUGGCAGACAGAGGCUACUCCCAGGCCAGUGAGCUUUACUUGCCGUGUAAAAGGAGGAAAGGGGUGGAAAAAAAAUCGACUUUCUGCAUUUAACUACAAAAAAAAAAAGUUUAUGUUUAGUUUGGUAGAGGUGUUAAUGUAUAAUGCUUUGUUAAAGAACCCCCUUUCCGCGCCACUGGUGAAUAGGGAUUGAUGAAUGGGAAGAGUUGAGUCAGACCAGGAAGCCCGUUCUGGGUUUCUCGAAUAUGUUCCCAUGUAGGAGGUAAAACCGAUCCUGGAAGUGUCUGUGAGCUUCCAUAAAUAACUUUAAUUUUAGCAUAAUGACUGCCUUGGAUUGUCUGACCUCAGUAGCUAUUAAAUAACAUCGAGUAACAUCUGUAUCAGGCCCUACAUAGAACAUGCAGCUGAGUGGGAGUAAACAAACAAAAAGACAAACACGCGUGUUAAUGGCCGUGCGAGAACACGCGGGAUAGAAGCCUGAGCAGGGACAGCCUCACCACAGCGUUGAUGCUGGGUAAACAGAUGGUGAUGGCAGUGGUGUAGAACACGUUUUCAAAGACUAAAUCUAAAACCCAGAGUAAACAUCUAUGCUCAGAGUUAGCAUAAUUUGGAGCUAUUCAGGAAUUGCAGAGAAAUGCAUUUUCACAGAAAUCAAGAUGUUAUUUUUGUAUACUAUAUCACUUAGACAACUGUGUUUCAUUUGCUGUAAUCAGUUUUUAAAAGUCAGAUGGAAAAAGCAACUGAAGUCCUAGAAAAUAGAAAUGUAAUUUUAAGCUAUCCAAUAAAGCUGGAGGAGGAAGGGGAGUCUGACUAAA
Capra hircus (goat) is the source of this 1783-nucleotide messenger RNA. RefSeq names its product CCHC-type zinc finger nucleic acid binding protein (gene CNBP). NCBI's taxonomy places the organism in Eukaryota, Metazoa, Chordata, Mammalia, Artiodactyla, Bovidae. Bases 358 to 891 code for a protein of 177 amino acids. The transcript is spliced from 5 exons. Gene Ontology annotation, biological process: positive regulation of cytoplasmic translation. Gene Ontology annotation, molecular function: single-stranded RNA binding; zinc ion binding; mRNA binding. Gene Ontology annotation, cellular component: cytoplasm. The record is from RefSeq and is a predicted model, not a curated record.